AUGCCAAAGAAAUUAAUCAUCAAUGCGUUUGACAUGGGCUGUUCAGGUCUUCAAGCCCCAGGACUCUGGAAGCACCCCGAUGAUAAGUCCGCUGAUUUUGACACGUUAGAAUAUUGGAUAAACUUAGCUAAACUACUAGAACGAGGCAAAUUUAAUGCUCUUUUCCUAGCUGAUGUGCUUGGUGGGUAUGAUGUUUAUAACGGGCCCUCAAAUAUAGCACCUGCAGCUAGAGCAGGUUCACAAUGGCCCGUGCUGGAGCCUAGUGCCGUGGUUCCAUUGAUGGCUUCUGUCACCAAGAAUUUGUCGUUUGGUGUGACGUUUAGUACUAUUAGUGAAGCUCCGUAUCAUUUCGCACGGAGGUUGGCAACGUUGGAUCAUUUGACCCAGGGGAGAGUUGGGUGGAAUAUUGUGACUUCUUAUUUGGAUAGUGCUGCUAGGAAUUUAUUACAAGGUGAGGUUUUACCACCUCGUGAGAAGAGGUAUGAGCGGGCUGAAGAGUAUUUACAAGUUGUUGAAGAGUUGUUAUUAUCUAGUUGGAGAGAUGGUACGGUUUUGAAAGAUUUGGGCAAGGGAGUAUUUUCUGACCCUGAUGGUAUUCGAGAGAUUAAUUUCCAUGGUGAAUAUUUUAGUGUUCCUGGUCCUUCAAUUACACAUCCUUCACCUCAAAGAUUACCAGUGUUAUUGCAAGCCGGUACAUCAUCACAGGGGAAGGAUUUUGCAGCAAAGCAUGCUGAAUUGGUGUUCAUAACAAAUUUCACACCUGAAAGUUUAGCUGAAAAUAUUAAAGAUAUUAAAAAUUUAUCAACAAAUGUUUAUCAUAGAGAGCCUGAUGCUAUUAAAUUUCUUCAAUUGAUCACCACUGUUAUUGGGGAAACACAUGAAGAAGCUGAAUCGAAAUUCUUGGAAUUUCAAAAAUUUGGAGAUUUAGAAGGUGCACAAGCGUUAUUCAGUGGGUGGACCGGUAUUGAUAUUGGACAAUUUGCACCUGAUGAUGAAUUAAGAGAUGUUGGAAGUAAUGCAGUUAAAGGGUUUGUAUCAAAUUGGACGAAAUUAUCACCUGGUGAAGAUGAGAAUCUAAAGAAAACUAGAGAAUAUGUUGCCAAACAAAUCACGGUUGGUGGGUUGGGACCUGUUUUCUAUGGAACUGCUGAUGAAGUUGCAGAUACUAUUGAGAAAUGGGUUGAAGUGAGUGGUGUUGAUGGGUUUAAUUUCACUUAUGCGAUCACACCUGGUACUUUCGAAGAGGUUGUUGAUGAAUUGAUUCCAGUUUUACGUAAAAGAGGAUUAGUUUGGGAUGAUUAUCCAGAAAAGGAGAAUGGUGAAGUCCUAACAUUUAGAGAGAAUGUGUUUGGUGUUGAUGAUGUUCAUAAUCCUCAUGAUCCAAAAUUUGUUAGACCUUCACAUCCUGCUUUUGAGAAAAGAUGGAGAUCUGGUAUUUCCAAAGAGGAAUUUGAAUUGCAAAAAAACACAUCAGCUAAAAAACGUAAAUUAUAA
Molecule: messenger RNA, 1494 nt
Organism: Hansenula anomala
Lineage: Eukaryota; Fungi; Ascomycota; Saccharomycetes; Phaffomycetales; Wickerhamomycetaceae
Exons: 1
Coding region: 1-1494 (497 amino acids)
Molecular function (GO): oxidoreductase activity, acting on paired donors, with incorporation or reduction of molecular oxygen; monooxygenase activity
Source: RefSeq, a predicted model, not a curated record